GAAGUGCUGCAUCAGAAGGACAUUGUAUUUGGUGACUUGAGGCAGCCGAACAUUAUGAUUUCCAAAGACCAUGCAAUGCUAGUGGACUCUGAUUGGGCAGGAAAGCAUGGUGAAGCUUGCUAUCUCACUACUUUGAACAAUCUUGGGGAUGUUGUGUGGCCUCCAGGUGUAGUCUGUGGUGGGAUUAUGCAAAUGGAGCAUGAUGACUUUAUGUUGGAACAACUCAGCCUGUCAGUGUAA
Molecule: messenger RNA, 240 nt
Organism: Cantharellus anzutake
Lineage: Eukaryota; Fungi; Basidiomycota; Agaricomycetes; Cantharellales; Hydnaceae
Exons: 2
Source: RefSeq, a predicted model, not a curated record